AUGAAUGAGAAAUUAAUUGAAGUACUAGGGAAUGUGCAGCAGAGACCACCAAGACCUUGUCUUGACGUCUUCCCAAGCAAAACAGGAAAAUGUAAUACCAACGAAUGUCAAUCUACGUGUGAGAAGAAAAAGAAGCAAGGAGCCGGCAUUUGCUCUGAUGCUGGCCAAGGACGUAUGGACUGCUUAUGCUAUUAUCAUUGCCCAUGAUUUAUUUUAAUCUGUAUUAAAACUAAAAAAACGCGUUUAUAAUAAUAAAAAAAAUUAUAUGCUUAACCAAAAGAAUAAAAAUGUAUACGAAUU
This is a messenger RNA of Thlaspi arvense, 300 nucleotides long. The record is from the annotation of a GenBank genome assembly. Lineage: Eukaryota; Viridiplantae; Streptophyta; Magnoliopsida; Brassicales; Brassicaceae.